AUGGCACCCAAGGAGGACAAAGAUGAGGUUGUCACCCUCGACAACCUCGAGGCGACCCUAGCCAAGGACACGCGAGUCAAGCUUGCUGGCGUGGAUGUUGACGGCAUGCUUCGCGGCAAGCUGGUGUCGAAGAAGAAGUUCCUCUCCGUGGCCAAAAAUGGCUUCGGCUUCUGCAGCGUUGUCUUCGGCUGGGACAUGCACGAUCUGACCUACUUUCGCGAGCUCAAGAUCAGCAACAAAGACAACGGCUACAGAGACAUCGUGGCAAAGAUCGACCUCGGCAGCUUCCGGCGCAUACCAUGGGAAGACAACACGCCCUUCUUCCUCGUCAACUUCUACGAUCCAGACACAGACAAGCCCAUCUGUGCCUGCCCGCGCAGUCUGCUCAAGACCACACUAGCAAAGGUGCAAAAGGCGGGCUAUGGUUCGAUGGCUGGCUCCGAGUACGAGUUCUUCACCUUCAGAGCCCCGAAGGACGCGUCCAUACAGUCCUCCAAGGCAUCAUCUGCUACCACCGCUCCCUUCCUGCAGACCAAUCCUGUCGAUGCGCUCCCUCAUCUCACCCAGGGCAUGUUCGGAUACUCCCUAACCGAUCCCAUACACAACCAAGAUUGGUUCUACAGCGUCUUCGAGACUUGCGAGAAGUUUCGCUGCAAUGUCGAAGGAUGGCAUACCGAGUCUGGACCGGGCGUAUUUGAGGCUGCUCUUGAAUUCGGAGACAUCGCAGAGAUGGCAGACCGAGCCAGCAUGUUCAAGUACGUCGUCAAAGCCAUGGGCAGCAAGCACGGCAUCACACCGUGCUUUAUGGCCAAACCUCGACAAGGUCUGCCCGGCAACAGCGGUCACAUGCAUUGCUCCAUCGUCGACAAGUCGGGCAAGAAUCUGUUCGCGCGUGCUCAGAAAGACCCCAACCCGCCCUACAAAGAUCUCGAAUACGUCUCAGAUCUCGGUCGACAUUUCCUGGCUGGUCUACUGGAUGGUCUGGCCGAUGUCAUGCCAAUCAUUGCUCCCACUAUAAAUUCCUACAAACGUCUCGUUGAGAACUUCUGGGCUCCCGUCACCGUGUCCUGGGGUCUAGAGCAUCGUGCCGCUUCCAUCCGGCUCAUAGCUCCUCCAGUGGCUUCGCCCAAAUCGACCAGAUUCGAGAUCAGAGUCUGCGGCGCUGACACAAAUCCUCACCUCGUGCUUGCCACCAUCCUGGCCCUUGGCUGGCGAGGCAUCGAAGAAAAGCUCGAGAUCAAAAUUCCUCCUUUGUCCAAGUCUGCUGAUGUGGGAAGUGCAGACGACAAAGGAGAAAGAUUGCCCAAGAAUCUCAAAGACAGCACUGCCAGAUUUAUGGCCAAGGGCAGUAUCGCACGAAAGGUCUUCGGCGAUGAUUUCGUCGAGCACUUCGGCGGCACCCGAGAGCACGAACUGCGGCUCUGGGACGAAGCUGUCACCGACUGGGAGAUCAAGCGCUACAUCGAGACGAUCUGA
Molecule: messenger RNA, 1476 nt
Organism: Cyphellophora attinorum
Lineage: Eukaryota; Fungi; Ascomycota; Eurotiomycetes; Chaetothyriales; Cyphellophoraceae
Product: Type-1 glutamine synthetase 2
Exons: 2
Coding region: 1-1476 (491 amino acids)
Molecular function (GO): glutamine synthetase activity
Source: RefSeq, a predicted model, not a curated record